Molecule: messenger RNA, 3559 nt
Organism: Phyllotreta striolata
Lineage: Eukaryota; Metazoa; Arthropoda; Insecta; Coleoptera; Chrysomelidae
Source: the annotation of a GenBank genome assembly
GUUAGUUUUAAAAAAUUAGUAAAAUGUUUAUUUAUUUGAGCAAAAAGAUCGCUAUUCCAAACAAUACUAAGAUUAACGCCAUUGCGUGGAACAAAUUAGAUGGAUACAUUGCUGUUGGAGGAGAAAAUGGACUAUUAAAAGUUUUAAAAUUAGAUUCAGCCAAUGAAAAUGAAGGAAUUAUCAAGAAUCGUGGCUUGGCAGCAACUAGUAACUUGUCGAUGAACCAAGCACUAGAGGGUCAUUCGGAAAACAUACAAGUAUUGGUAUGGAAUGAAUCACAUAAGAAGUUAACCACUAGUGACGAAAAUGGUGUGAUAAUAGUUUGGAUGUUGUAUAAGGGUGCCUGGUACGAGGAAAUGAUAAAUAAUAGAAAGAAAUCAACUGUAGUCGGUAUGGCUUGGAAUGUCGAUGGUUUAAAAAUUUGUAUUAUUUACGAAGAUGGUGCUGUCAUUGUUGGUUGUGUUAGCGGUAACAGAAUAUGGGGAAAGGAAUUAAAGCAAGUUCAACUAGCAGGGGUACAAUGGUCACCCGAUAGUAAAUUUUUAUUAUUCAGCCUAAAAAGUGGCCAGCUGCACUUAUAUGACAACCAAGGAAAUUUUGUUAUGAAAUUAAAUAUAGUAUGCCACGAUGCCAGCUUCGAUGUAAUACCUAUAGUUGGUUUAGAUUGGUAUAAUGGUAUAAAUGGAAAUAUGUAUGCAUUGAGUCCCAAUUUGGCUAUUACAUUUGAAAAUGGAAAAACUCAGCUCAUGAGGAAUGAAAGUGACACAAAUCCAAUUGUUAUUGAUACAAGAAUGUUUGCGGUUCAUUGUUCAUGGAAUCAUAAUGGAUCACUUUUAGCUAUUUGCGGAAGACAAUUUGCCGAAGAGAAGCAAGUGAAUCUUGUACAAUUUUACAACCCGUUUGGAGAACAUUUAAGAACGUUGAAAGUUCCUGGAAAUUCAAUAUCUUGUUGUGUAUGGGAAGGUGGAUCUUUAAGAGUCGCCCUUGCUGUAGAUUCGUUCGUUUAUUUUGCUAAUAUACGUCCCGACUACAAAUGGUGCUAUUUUAAGAAAACAGUAGUUUUUAGUUCUUGCAGACCACAUAAAGCUGGAGUAAGUCUUUCUUUCUGGGAUACUACCAACAAUCAAUGUCACACUAGAUGGGUUUCGGUUCUAUUAGCUAUCGCUGGUUAUGGAGAUUACUGUAUUGUUGCAAUAAAAUCUGAAAAUGAAGAAAAUUUGGGAAAAUAUGGUCUAAUAUUGUAUAAUACAUUAGGAACUCCUGUUGAUGGAAAGUACAUAAAUAUUGAGCCUAUUAGUGUAGCGAUGAAUUCGUACCAGGUAUUUGCUGCAUCAAAGAACAAUUUUAUAGUUUGGCAUUAUAAAACACCCAAAUCCAUAACAGUUGGCAGUACCAGGAUAAAAAUGUUUCACGUGGAUGAUAAUCCUUCUGGAGCAGUAGAAAUAAUCCAAGAAUUGGAAGGCACUAAUACAAUACCUGUUAGUACGCAUGAAACUAUAGAUCCCAUAUGGUGCUUAGUGGCAACAGAUAAGUGCUUAGUUAUAGGAAGGGAUUCGGGUCUUAUACAGUACUAUGCUUUACCUCAUAUAGUAUUAACCAAUAGAUAUAAAAUUAGUACAAGACCACAUAAAAUGGCCAUCAAUUCAAACUCUACACGUUUAUCAGUUAUUGAUAUAUCGGGUGUUAUGUCAGUAAUUGAUAUUUCUGAAGGAAUAGGUCGCCCAACAACAGGAGGCGACGGUACUAAAUUAGAAAGGAAAGAUGUUUGGGCGAUGUGCUGGGCCUCAGAUAACCCACAGUUACUUGCUGUCAUGGAAAAAACUAGAAUGUAUAUUUUCAAAGGGAUUUACCCUGAGGAGCCUGUAGCUUGUUCCGGUUAUCUAUGUAGUUUCAAUGACUUGGAAAUUAAAGCAGUAUUAUUGGACGAAGUAAUGGAGAACCCCGAGAAACCUGACAAGGAUCAUAUAAUUAAAAUAGAUGUAAAGAGUCUCAGGGAUACAAGACAAUUGCUGGAAAAAGUUGGCAUAAAUGAAGCCUGCCAGUUUGUCGAAGACAACAGGCAUCCUAGAUUAUGGAGACUUGUUGCCGAGGCUGCUUUAAAACAAAUGAAUUUACCUAUGGCCGAAGCUUGCUUUGUUAGAUCCAAAGAUUACUCCAAAGUCUUGUUUGUAAAAAAACUGGGAGAUAUCAACAGCGAGGCUAUUCGAAAAGCUAGAAUAGCUACAUAUUUUAAGAAUUUCGACGAAGCAGAAAAAAUUUACAUAGAAGCUGAUAGAAGUGAUCUUGCGCUAAAAUUGCGUCAAACUUUAGGAGAUUGGUUUAGAGUAAUUCAGAUAUUGAAAAACGGUGUUACUGCUCCGGAUUCUUUGUUGCAAACAGCCUAUAAUUCAACAGCAGAUUAUUUUGCGCAUUUUAAUAACUGGGCUUCGGCUAUUGAAUAUUACGAGUUAGCUAAAAAUACAGCUAAAACGAUUGAAUGUUACUAUCAUCUAGAAGAUUGGAAAAGUUUGGAAUCUAUGAUAGACAUUCUCCCUGAAGGCGACCCUCUUUUAGAGGUAAUAGGGGAUAUGUUUGCUUCGAGUGCAGUUCAUACUGAAGCGGUGAAGGCGUACAUAAAAGUUGGAAAAAUGAAAUCUGCUAUAAAUUUGUGUAUUGAAUACAACAGAUGGGAUGUAGCUAUAGACUUGGCGAAAACAUACAAUAUUACUAAAAUUUCUGAAUUAUUGAUGAAGUACACUAAUCACUUAAUCGAACAGGGCCAAAUUAUGAACGCAAUCCAAGUUAAUAUACAAGCGAAGUGUUAUUUUCAAGCAGCGGAAAGUGCUUUAAAGUUGGCAGAGACAGAAGUUCAGAAACCUAACAAAAAUCUAUUAAAAAUUAAGAAGCACUAUGUGUACUUCGCAAAACUAACUGAACUUUGUAAAAAACCAACAGCCUCAGGAGAUUGGGAAUCCUCGAAUACUUUAUUAAUCGAAAAUGCAUGGAAAGGCGCAGAAGCUUAUCAUUACUUAAUGCUAGCUCAAAGAUUUAUAUAUAGUGGAAAACAACACCAAGCUCUUUGCGUUGCUUAUAAAUUGCAGGAUUAUUCUGAAUAUAUUCCCGAUAUUGAUAUUUACUGUCUUUUGGCAUUGGUUGCAUGCAUUGAUCGAUGCUUUGGUGUAUGUUCUGUAGCAUUAAUGAAAAUAAAUGAUUUAGAAAGCAUUUCAGAUACAGAAAAAAUUCGUUUCAACGAGUUGGCGUGGGAUAUUUUUAGAAACAACGAGCCUAUCAACCAAACAAACUCAUCAAUGAAAUGCGAUAAUUGUAGUGCAAACAUUCCUGAUUGGAGUACUCAGUGUUCUCAUUGUAAAAUACACUUUCCUACCUGUGUGGCUACUGGAAGAUCUAUUGUAGGGAACCCAAUGUGGUUUUGCAAAAGCUGUAAGCAUCCUGCUUUGGAAAAAAAGAUGUCGUCUCAACUCGUUUGCCCGCUCUGUCAGGCUAAAAACGAAAAAUAAUAUUUUUUUAUUUUAUAUAUCCGUCCAUUCACAGUGAUCUCUAAAUUAAUUUUACAUUUAGG